Nannospalax galili (Upper Galilee mountains blind mole rat) is the source of this 3251-nucleotide messenger RNA. It is a transcript of the gene Mgrn1, whose product is annotated as mahogunin ring finger 1. Gene Ontology annotation, biological process: endosome to lysosome transport; negative regulation of G protein-coupled receptor signaling pathway; protein ubiquitination. NCBI's taxonomy places the organism in Eukaryota, Metazoa, Chordata, Mammalia, Rodentia, Spalacidae. The transcript has 18 exons. The record is from RefSeq and is a predicted model, not a curated record. Gene Ontology annotation, cellular component: plasma membrane; cytoplasm; nucleus. Gene Ontology annotation, molecular function: ubiquitin protein ligase activity. The coding region runs from base 131 to 1951 and encodes 606 amino acids.
GCUGGGGGCGGGGGCUUCGUGGAGGCGCCGCGGGGCCUGCGGACGCGCGUCCUGCGGCCUGGUCAGGGCCAUGUCAGUGUGAGGACGCUGUCGUCACCCAGUCGUCCGGCCAGACCGGCCGCCGCGCACCAUGGGGUCCAUCCUGAGUCGUCGCAUAGCGGGCGUGGAGGACAUCGACAUCCAGGCCAAUUCGGCCUAUCGCUACCCCCCGAAGUCCGGAAACUACUUUGCUUCACACUUUUUCAUGGGAGGCGAGAAAUUUGACACCCCUCAUCCUGAAGGUUAUCUCUUUGGAGAGAACAUGGAUCUGAACUUCUUGGGCAGUCGCCCAGUCCAGUUUCCCUAUGUCACCCCUGCCCCCCAUGAGCCAGUGAAGACUCUAAGAAGCCUGGUGAACAUCCGCAAAGAUUCCCUCCGGCUUGUGAGAUACAAAGAUGACACUGACAGCCCCACUGAGGAUGGUGAGAAGCCCCGGGUGCUCUACAGUCUGGAAUUCACCUUUGAUGCUGAUGCUCGCGUGGCCAUCACCAUCUACUGUCAGGCAGUGGAGGAGUUCCUGAACGGCAUGGCAAUGUACAGCCCUAAGAGUACUUCUCUGCAGUCUGAGACCAUCCACUACAAGAGGGGUGUGAGCCAGCAAUUCUCCUUGCCUUCCUUCAAGAUUGACUUCUCCGAAUGGAAGGAUGACGAGCUGAACUUUGACCUGGACCGGGGCAUGUUUCCAGUGGUCAUCCAGGCUGUGGUGGAUGAAGGAGAUGUUCUGGAAGUAACUGGUCAUGCUCAUGUGCUCUUGGCUGCCUUUGAAAAGCACGUGGAUGGCAGCUUCUCUGUGAAGCCCUUAAAACAGAAACAGAUCGUGGACCGGGUCAGUUACCUGCUUCAGGAGAUCUAUGGCAUUGAGAACAAGAACAACCAGGAGACCAAGCCUUCUGAUGACGAGAACAGUGACAACAGUAGUGAGUGUGUGGUGUGCUUGUCUGACCUUCGGGACACACUGAUCCUGCCCUGCCGCCACCUGUGCCUCUGCACCUCCUGUGCUGACACCUUGCGGUACCAGGCCAACAACUGCCCCAUCUGUCGGCUUCCAUUCCGGGCCCUCCUGCAGAUCCGGGCAGUACGGAAGAAGCCAGGGGCCCUGUCUCCUAUCUCCUUCAGCCCUGUUCUGGCCCAGAGUGUGGACCACGACGAGCACUCUUGUCCCUUUAAAAAAUCAAAGUCGCACCCCGCCUCCCUGGCCAGCAAGAAACCUAAAAGGGAAACAAGCUCUGACAGUGUCCCACCUGGCUAUGAGCCCAUCUCCCUGCUUGAGGCACUCAAUGGUCUACGGGCCGUGUCCCCAGCCAUCCCUUCGGCCCCCCUGUAUGAGGAAAUCACCUACUCGGGCGUCUCAGAUGGCCUGUCCCAGGCCAGCUGUCCUCUCGUUGGACUCGAUCGAAUAAUGGAAAGUGGCCACCAGAAGAGCAAACCACAAAGCAAGUCUCCAGACAGCACCCUGCGGUCCCCAUCAUCCCCCAUCCAUGAGGAGGAUGAGGAGAAGCUUUCAGAGGACUCAGAAGUUCCUCUCCCACCAAGUGGUGUGGAGCUGGCGCUGCGGAAAAGCAGCUCCCCAGAGAGUUUCGGAACAGAGGAGGUCGAUGAGCCAUCUCUAAAGCAAGGGAGCCGAAUGCCCUCCAUUGAGGAUGUCCUGCAGGAUGGUAGCCCCCAACAUCAUGGCUGCAGCCAGCCAGGUCCUCCUGCUGACAUCUACCUACCAGCCACAGUUCCUGAAGAAAAAGGCAGAGCCAGGGCUGUCACAGGUGCUGCUGGGAAUGGCCUCUGCCCUGGAACGCCACUUUGCAGAGCCAAAGAGGAUGGUCCACCUCCAUGGAGACACCCCACAGCCUCAGCACCACCAGUCCCCCCUGGCCUCCACUUGGUGGCUCCAGUCCUGAACCUGGAGCCACUGAGCUGACUCCGCUCUGAGAACCUGGUUCAACUGGCAGCACUGAGGCCUCAGCACCCCAGACUUUGCCAGGGGGCUUCCCUGGACCCCAGUAUGACCCGGCCUCUCCUGUCUGCAUGUCUAGUGUGACCACCAGGCUCUUGAGGGGCCAUAGUGACCCUUGAUGAACAAGCACAGUGGACUGUCCCCUCUACAAACCUCUUUUUCUAUGGUCAAUAUAUUUGUAAAUGGUACAAGAUGAAGGACAGCAGCUUUCUCCCUGGGCCCUGGACCCUGGGCCCUGGACAGACUCCAGUUGCCAAAGUUGAUGCUCUGAGAACUUAGCAAACCACCAAAAGAGAAUCUACCCAUGAGUGAAGUGUCUUCAUAGAUGUUCUGGAAGGUGGGCAACCGAGAUUACGGUAAAUGAAGGAAACAGUGCCUGUCUGCCUGUCCUAUGUGUGUGUCCCCUGAGGCACUAGCUGUCACUGCUGCUUUCACUCAGUGUGUGUUGUAGCUAUGGAUGGCCCUCCCUGAGGCCUUUAGGCAUCACCUGCUCAGCUCUCUGCUGGUGACUUCUGGCACCUGGUCACCUGCCCCAGCAUAUAGCCCUUCCUCCAGCAGCUGUGGGCAGCUGCCUGACCUCAGCCACCAAGCCACUUGCAGUGGUUGGGGUCCAUUACCCCCUCACAGGUCCUGCUUCACUCACCUCACAGCCUCUAAGGUGGGUAUUUGUGCUCAGUGAGCAGCACUGCCCAUCCAUGUGCCAGGGAAGGGCAUGAGCAGCUUCCAUAAUGUGCCCAUCACCAUUUACUUACCCUCUUGGAUUUCUCUUUACUAUCUGAGAUUCCCAUGGUGGGGCCUGCCUAGGGAAGAGUGAACCCCAAGGUGAUGCUUUGUUUCUAAGGCAACCUUGAAAUGGAAAGGUAAAGGGGGCGCCCAGCAUGGGUGACCCCAGGGCAGAGCUGCCCUAGGCAGUACAGCACCCCUGUGGAAGGACUGGCUGUGGACAGCCUGUAAUGUAUGGAGCCCACCUUCAGGCUGAGUUAGUUACUGAGGCUAACUUGGUCUCUGGUAAGCCUGCGAGCAGAAACCUGGUCUGUGUAUCAGUCUGCCUUCUCCCUGCUGUAUGCACAGGUGAGCAUGUGCAUGCCUACCCCCUCCUACUUGCCAACACCCUCGUCUCUGGCCGUGGUACUGGUACCAGUACUUUGAAGGAUGAGAUGCAGACUGGCUUGUCUCAGAUUUACACGGGCUCAUUUUAUGUAUUCUGGCUAGUUUUUGGUUGGUUUUUACUGUAUAUUUAUAGUAAUAAAAUAAUGCAGCAAUA